This is a messenger RNA of Larimichthys crocea (large yellow croaker), 3391 nucleotides long. It is a transcript of the gene sec22c, whose product is annotated as SEC22 homolog C, vesicle trafficking protein. The record is from RefSeq and is a predicted model, not a curated record. Gene Ontology annotation, biological process: endoplasmic reticulum to Golgi vesicle-mediated transport. The transcript is spliced from 6 exons. Bases 66 to 977 code for a protein of 303 amino acids. NCBI's taxonomy places the organism in Eukaryota, Metazoa, Chordata, Actinopteri, Sciaenidae.
AUUGAUGAUCUGAUCUUCCUCUUGACCUCCUGUAGGCUGUGUGUUCUUCAUGGGCCCAGUGGAUCAUGUCUCUGAUCCUGUUCGCCUUUGUGGUUCGGGUCAGGGAUGGACUCCCCCUGUCAGCCUCCACAGACUUUGAACACAACCGAGAGCUUCAGGAGAGGAAGCAGCAGCUCAGGACCGUCAGUAAGGCACUGGCCCGUUUACCUGACAGAGGGACCGUCAAGGGCCAGGAGCUCAACAUAUACUUCGUCUCGUCAGAGGGUGUAUCCUACAUGACCGUGUGCCACUGCAGCCUCCCUGUUGCUAAGGCCUUCUGCUUCCUGGAAGAUUUGCGAUGGGAGUUCACAGCAUGCUUCAAUAGCACUGUUGUCGCCUUGGCAAACAGGCCAUAUCCAUUUUUGGAAUUUGACAGUACCAUUCAGAAGCUGAAGCAGCAGUACAACCAGAGCGGUGGUCCGGCCCUGGAGGUCACAUUGGCAGAGGUCCAGGAGGAUCUGAGGAUUCAUCCACCACAAGUAAUUGACUUGGAUGAAGUGGAGCUCACCAAUGGCAUCGCAAAUGGGCAUAUGGAGCAAGGUCCUGGAUCUGGUCAGAAUGUAAGACUGGAACCGGUGACGGCACCAGGCAUCCUCUCUCUGGUCCUAAAUAUCAUGUGUGCAUCUUUGAACAUAAUCCGUGGUGUUCACCUCAUAGAGUACACAUUCCAGGAUGAUUAUGAAGGAAUGUGGAAUGUUGUGGCAUUUCUUCUGGCGUUUGUCUGCUGCGUGCUUCAGUGCCACCUCUACCUGUUCCACUCAUCUCUGAAGAAACACAAAUCCUUCACUCUGUUGAGUGUGAUCGUCCUAUGCAACCUCUACCUGCUCGGCCUGAGGAACGCGUGGCAGCUGGUUUUUCAUAUUUCAGUCGCCUCCCUCUCAACCUUCCUCAUCCUCACCCGUAAACUCCAAGACAGAACCAAUGACUGUGGGGUCUGAGGAGGAGAGGACAGGUUUGAAUGACAGGCUCGAUCCACAUGAAGAUGUCGUGUGGAUUUUUAACAAAAAGAAAAAAAACAUUCAGAAAUUUUGUGUCAUCAUGGAAAAUUAUAACUACAAGCUUCUUGUACUUGCACUUUGUCUAUAUUGUUUCCAAGAUCGUAAAGGGUAAACGGUGAAAUGCAGUUCUUUCUUCUGUAAACACUGUAAAAAGAAAAUCAGAAAAGCUUAAAGGAGAUCUCAGUUAUCUCAGUCAGUGCCAUCCUUAAGAUUUUAAAGAAAGAGUUUUUCCAGUCAGAGUUGCUGACCAAAGUUUUUCAUGUAGAAACAAUCAUUUAUCACAGCCCGAACUGUUGAAGUCGGCCACGCUUGCUCAGUAUUAUUUCUGCUGCCCCAGGCCACUGAUUAUCUCUGCAGUUUACAAUGCGAGGUGACAGUUUGUGACUGUGACAGACGUCAGAUAUACUGUUUACUUUUAACACAUGGCUGAUGAGCAGACCGGGUCAUCCAUCCCACGCCGGUAGCAGCACGAUACAUAAAUUAUGUAGUGUAGUUUGAUUUAAGAUGAAUGACAGUCAAGUAAAGUUGGCAAUGCAGCUUUUUCUAUUUGUUUUUGCUCAUUAGGCUCCAGUAAAAAAAACUAAUGCGGAGGUGUAAAUGUAAAGCUAUGGUUUGUUUCAUGCCUUACUAUGUUUGUUUAAUCGUUUUGACUUACUUACCAGCAAGUGCUCAGCUAGUCACCGCAAAGAUUCAAAUGUAAGGGCUCCGUUCUUUAACGACUUAAUGGAAGUUACAUUCAAUACUGAGCUCCGAUUAGUCUUAAACUCAUGUAAGGCAUGAUGUUAAGGCAUGUUAUCUUACAAGUUUAAACGCAGCUUGCGAUCAAAGGAGAAUCGUGUCAUAUCAUCUCCAGAUUAAACCCAUUUUUGUACGAUCGAGUUAAAAUUUUGAUGUUUUAGUUUCGUCUUUUUUCUACUGAGCUCUUGUAUUGUCAAAAUGUAAACGGCAGGUAAGAGUGUGAAAGCACUGAUUUUAUUGGUAAAAUAAUUUGUUGGGGAAAAAACAAACUAAAGACUGCACUAUUAGCUUUAGAUUUGUAUUUUUUUUGUGUGUUGGUAAGGCAAUUGUCUUUGAAUGUGUUGCAUAUCAGAUUCAGCUAAAAAUGCUAUUUAUAUCCUGAUUUAUGUUUACUUUGAUGGUGUUUUCUUUGGGGUUUAUAACACCGCUCCUAUACGUAGUUCAGAUUGUUAAAAACGUAGAAAUCAUAUGGCUAUGAUCUACAGUAUGUUUCAGUAUAGAACACAUCACAGUAGUGCUGCUAAAUAAAUAGGCUAAGUCUCUUUUUAGUUUAACUUUCAACGUAUUUAGCUUCUUAGACGUUCAGUUUUUAAUUGCUAAACAGUUGCACUGACGUAUUUUAAGCGUGGGAAGUAAAUUAUUAGUUUAUAGUGUUUGGCAUUGAGGCAUUUUCAUCAUAUGAAUCCCUUUUUAUCGAGAAAUAUAGAGAGGAUUUAUAAAGAAAACAACAUCUCCUCUGACAAUCCAGACGUCCUUCACUAAAAUAUACAAAUAGUUUGGAAAAGUAACUUUUAGCUUGUAGUUUACAAAGUUAACAGAGUGAGGAUGUUUUCACUGGACGCAUUACAUGUGGUGUAGCUACAGAUGAAAUAGUUGGACCUCUUAUUAAUACAUUUUCAGUUUGUUCUAAAGUAGGUUGCGCUGUUCAGAUAUUUUAGUAAAUUGCUAGAAAAUUAGGCCGUGACAGUGGAGUAAACUCUUGUCUAAAUGAGGCUAAACAUAAAUUUCCAAACAUUUUGAAUAUGAAGUGUCAUCAUUUGUCAUGCCGCAUGGUAUUGUCUGUGCAGGACGUCGGUGAUGUUGUAAUAUUUUUGAUACGAAAGAGGUUUUACCGACUCAUCAUUUCCGCUGUAGAUUACAAGUUGUUGACCAAAUGAAUUGUACAAUGUCACCACAGAUGUUCUAAAGAUGUAGAAACACGACGUGGAGGUUUGUUUUAAGACUUGAAAUAAAAGUGAAGGAGAAUUUUGUCGAUUCUGAAGGUUUAUAACAUAACAGUGAAAAUACACUGUACAACUGGAACAUGUGGCGGACUUUUCUUCAUAUAUAAAUAUAGUUUAUUUUUUAUUUAAUCAACAUCUGAAAUCUUAAGUCUAAUCUGAAUACAUUAUUUGGUUUGAAAAACAACCUAAAUUUUGUUUUAAUAAGAUUUUCUUUAUGUUGUUCAUUAUAAAACAGAAUGAAGGAAUUUGUUUUUAAUUAAACUCACUGCAACAAGUUUGUUAAUAAUGGGAAGUAAUGUACCAACUGCCAAACACAGUGAUGAUUACAGGGCUUUAUUUUUUUUCCGGCUGUGGUAAAACUGACAUUUCAUUAAUAAAUAGUCUUUUUUUCUA